GGCCUUCUGGGAGAGAAGCCAUGGGAGCCUUCCGCGUCCGGGAUUCUCUCUGCCUCCUCCUCCUGGGAGCCUCCUUGACGUUGGCCCACAAUCUGAACUGCCAGAAGAGCUUGACCGUGAGACUGGGAGGGGAUCUGAGCAACACGUUCAACUGGACCACCGAGGAGGUUGAGACUUGUGACAAUGGGGCAAUUUGCCAGGAAAGCAUAUUAAUUAUCACAGCAGGGACCAGGACAGUCGCUUUGGGCAGCAAAGGCUGCAUCUUUGGAGAGUCAGAGUCAGUGACGUUCAUCCAGCACUCGGCACCCCCUGGCCUGGUCGCACUCUCCUACAGUAACUACUGUGAUAACUUGCUGUGCAACAACAGAGAGGCCAUCACCCACUUCGGGAAUCUGCAGCUAUUCUCAGGUUCCUCUGUGCCAUCAGCUUUCCGUUGCCCAACCUGUCUAGCCCUGGGGUCGUGUUCCAGUGCUCCUUAUCUUCCCUGUGUCAAUGGUACAAGCCGAUGCUAUCAAGGAAAACUCAGUAUCACUGGAGGAGACAUGAAUGAGUCUGUGGAGGUCAAAGGCUGUACAGACAUGAAAGACUGCAGGCUGAUGGGAAGAAUCACCACAGUAGGACCCAUGCUGAUAAAGGAAACGUGUUCCCUUCAGUCGUUCCCUAAGCCCCGGGUUGCUGAAAACGGGAGCCGCCUGGCCGCCCAUUUCAGCUUUGGGGUCAGGGCUACUGCUGCCAUCGCCGCUGCAAUCACUUGUCCCUUUUUCCUGAGGAGGUACUUCUGGUCCUGGGUCUCACGGCGCUUCUGCUGAGCGAGAGCCUCCCAGCACCUUGUAGCAACAAGCUGAGGAGCGCGGAGACUGAGGGGCAAGAGAGAGAGUUGCUGUAGAUGUGUUAGACGUGUUUGACGUUUUAA
Molecule: messenger RNA, 913 nt
Organism: Lepus europaeus (European hare)
Lineage: Eukaryota; Metazoa; Chordata; Mammalia; Lagomorpha; Leporidae
Gene: TEX101
Product: testis expressed 101
Exons: 5
Coding region: 21-809 (262 amino acids)
Biological process (GO): regulation of flagellated sperm motility; binding of sperm to zona pellucida
Cellular component (GO): plasma membrane; plasma membrane raft
Source: RefSeq, a predicted model, not a curated record